GUUUUGAUGGGAUCCGCUGCAUUAGUGUUGAUGUGAUCGCACCCUAUUCGAGUCCUGUUCACUGCGAGCCUUUAGCCUCCCUCUUCUCACGGAUGGAAACAGAAGCACAGAGCGAGAGUCCAGUUCAAAUGCCUGAAACUGAGAUGCAAGCCAAAGGAGAGUAGAGAACGGGGGUCUAAAGUUGAUGUCCUUCCUCAAUGUUUCGUGGUCUUAUUAUUGGCCAUUGCUGUGAUUCCAUUGAGGGUGGUGCGCUUCGAAAGAAGAUUUCAAUGAGGGUGGUGCGUUGGUUUUAGCGGAGGAGGAGGAGGAGGUAUUAUGAUGGGGAAAGGAGGGGAUGAUGGGUUCAGGACCGUGGAGCGCUUGAGGGGGAGGCUGCAGGCAGAGAGAGUGGCCUCCAAGGCUGCCAAGGAGCAAGCAGACAGCAUGGCCAAAAGGUUGGAAGAGCUGGAAAGGAAGCUGGCUGAAGAGAUGAAGUGCAGGAACAGGGCUGAAAAGAGGCUCGAGAAUGCUUUGAAGAAGCUGGAAUCUUUGAAGAUUUUGGAUUCCCCCGGAAGUUCGGCGAGUUCUUCGUCCUCGCAUUGCUUCUCGGGCCAUCUGAAGUUGGAAAGCUGGGGACUUGGUUCGCCGACCGUCGAUUGGGGACAAUGUGGUUGGCAGGAGGAGGCGCCACGGCUUCUUGGUGAUGAUGUCUCAGGGAGCUCACUGGUCGUUUCGACUCAUCGUCGAGAGCGAAGCUGGAGUUCGGCUGGGACGGCACCAUCGGAUCUUCACAAAGGAGAGUCUCAUGGGGAUGAGAGCAGCAGAGGUGGCAGCCCCCGAGUGUCGAUUGCUGAUAAUGCAAGAAAGUCUUCUGUCAGUGAUAACAAGCUGGACGAUGAUGAGAAUCAAACUGAAGAGGUCGACAAUGCAUUGGCUCUAGUUCCAGUAAGCUUGCGUUGCAAUUUGGAGGGCUGCAAGCCAGAGAUCAACAACAACGUGCAAAGUGUUCUUAUUGCCCUAAGACAUGUCAAAGACCAGUUGCAAUAUUCCAUGAGGAGAACUGGUGUUUUCUCUCCCAAAGAGCUGUAUGGCCGGUGAGGGAGAUUGCCUGGAGGGCCUUUCCAUCCCACAUAUCUCUUUUAUUUCCAGUAAAUAUUGUGGUAAAAUAGAUGGAAGGUCAGUGAAGUAGCUUCAUAGAGGGUUUUUGUUUUGGCUAGAUGAUAUCAUAUGUUACUAAUAAUGCAUCAAUUUCAAGACUUAUCCUUCUUGUAAAGUGCAGCUGGAGGUUUUUCCAAUGCGUAAAAAUGACGGAAGGUUUGAUCAUAA
Molecule: messenger RNA, 1305 nt
Organism: Phoenix dactylifera (date palm)
Lineage: Eukaryota; Viridiplantae; Streptophyta; Magnoliopsida; Arecales; Arecaceae
Source: RefSeq, a predicted model, not a curated record